Molecule: messenger RNA, 1158 nt
Organism: Aspergillus pseudonomiae
Lineage: Eukaryota; Fungi; Ascomycota; Eurotiomycetes; Eurotiales; Aspergillaceae
Product: pepsin-like aspartic protease
Exons: 3
Coding region: 1-1158 (385 amino acids)
Biological process (GO): proteolysis
Cellular component (GO): fungal-type vacuole
Molecular function (GO): aspartic-type endopeptidase activity
Source: RefSeq, a predicted model, not a curated record
AUGACACGAUAUUCAUACCGGAUUGCAGUGGUAGCCGCAAUCUUACCAUCAACGUGGUGUGCGACUGUUGAUCUGCUAAUUCACUUUCGCAAUAGUUAUGCAUCAGUGGAAGUAGAUAUCGGGACACCUUCUCAAACACAUUUCCUUCAUUUCGAUACCGGUUCAUCAUCCACAUGGGUCGUUGACCAGAACUGCGCAACAACUUGUCCGAAUGGAAGCGGGUUUGACCGGCAAGGCUACAACAUUUCUGCCUCUUCGACUGGCACGUCUCUAGGGGCUUAUGGAAGCAUUGAUUACUUCGGAGGAAAGACCGCCGGCCCAGGAGUAGCCGAUACUUUCAACCUCCCGGCUGGGACGCAGGGGGACAUCGGGUUAACGUGGAACCAGACAUUCCUAGCUGCGAAUGAAACCUCCUGGCGAUUCAUCUCUGCAGAUGGGUUCUUGGGAUUAGCCUUUAGCACUAUUGCUGUCGCGAACACCACGACCGUGGUCGAGACCCUCAUGCAGCAGGGUCACCUUGACGAGCCCCGCUUUGCGAUCUACUAUGGAAAAGAGUUCAAGGAUACCGGUACAAACCCGGAAGGUGUUUUCACAAUCGGCGGCUCGAAGGAGGAGCAGUAUGUCGAUGGUGACUUGACAUAUGUUCCAUUGGCAUUGGAAAAAGAGUACCAGGUGUGGCGCACCACUCUCUCGUCGAUUACCGGGUCAAGCAAUGCAGGCAAAAGGCAAGCCACAAGUAAGAUUCAUGGAGGUAGGGCAGUGUUCGACACGGGAGCUGGAGCACUACAGGUACCGUCCAAUGCCAUUUCAGAGCUUUACACAUCAAUUGGCAUGAACUGGACUGCCAUUAGUCAAGAUGGCUAUAUACCCCUAUGCAGGGACUUCAACUCGAGCUGGUCUGUUACUUUCCAUUUCGGGGACUCCGAAGCAGACCCCAGGUUGACUUUAACCGGCGAUCAAUUGGCCCAGCCUGGGUUUGCCGACAGGAAGGAUGCAUGCAAUCCACCCUUCGAUGACAGCGGGAGUAAUGAUUUUGCCCUUCUCGGCACGCCUUUACUUCAACAUUUCUAUACUGUGUGGGAUUUUGGAGCUGCUGCGGUGACGGACUAUCGUCCUCGCAUUGGAUUUGGAAAGCUGAAAGCGGGAAUGCGGCCGUGA